This is a messenger RNA of Salvia hispanica, 662 nucleotides long. Its product is annotated as V-type proton ATPase subunit e1-like. Gene Ontology annotation, molecular function: proton-transporting ATPase activity, rotational mechanism. Gene Ontology annotation, biological process: proton transmembrane transport. Gene Ontology annotation, cellular component: proton-transporting V-type ATPase, V0 domain. The record is from RefSeq and is a predicted model, not a curated record. Lineage: Eukaryota; Viridiplantae; Streptophyta; Magnoliopsida; Lamiales; Lamiaceae.
UUUAAUUACUCCUUUACUAAAUAAAAAUUCGAGGCCCAGGCUAUCAAAUUGCAACGCGAUUCGUUGCAAAAGAUUUGAUUAUUAAAUUUCAAUCUCAUCAAAGCCACGACGGAUCUAGCACUCCCCAUCACCGGAAGAUUUCGCCGGUCACCGUAAUCAAGGUAAAAGCGUUGAUUAUAACUGUAUUUGGGAAAAGCAUCGGAAAUGGGGUUUUUGGUGACUACUCUGAUCUUCGUAUUGGUUGGCAUAAUCGCAUCAUUGUUAACCAGAAUCUGCUGCAACAAAGGGCCAUCCACUAACCUGUUACUUCUGACAUUGAUUAUUACAGCGACUGUUUGCUGUUGGAUGAUGUGGGCGAUAGUAUACUUGGCACAGAUGAACCCUCUGAUUGUUCCCAUUCUGAAUGAAGAGGAAUGAGAUCUCCAAGUGCCCAUGAACCCUGCAUCGUUGAGUGUUACAGGGGUAAGCCAAAAGCAGUGAAUUACAUUGGAACCCUCUUAUGUAAUAUUUAUAUUACAUUUUUGUUAAUGAAAACAUCUUCGAAGUAUUUAUCAGAUUGUACGCCAUUUUCCUAUUUGUAAUCCUUUCCAUGGAUCUUAUUCAUUUGAACGUUGCUAUCUUGGUUUAUGUACCUUGAGAGAGAAUAAAUAUGGUUUGUGUUA